This is a messenger RNA of Gamsiella multidivaricata, 591 nucleotides long. RefSeq lists its product as uncharacterized. The record is from RefSeq and is a predicted model, not a curated record. Lineage: Eukaryota; Fungi; Mortierellomycota; Mortierellomycetes; Mortierellales; Mortierellaceae. The transcript has 3 exons. The coding region runs from base 1 to 591 and encodes 196 amino acids.
AUGUCCAGCACUGUACGCAUAGUAAGUCGAGGCAAAGCUCACGCACAUGACCACGAGGCCAAGGAGACGGCUGCGGUGAAAAAGAAGAAAGCUGUUAUCCUGGUGGAAGGAAAUGAAGCCGGUGAGAGGCGCGCAGAUGAGGAGGACAAAGAUGAUUCUGAUUAUGUCGUGUCAGAUGUGUCAUCAGCCAGGUCGUCGUUUAGCACCAUCGACAUGAAGUGUAUUAAUCAUUUAAUGGGCCCUGGAACGACGAGCUCCAAGCUGAGAAUAGAAGACAGGCCCAUUGUCAAUGGUACUGACCUGUCAUUGCUCCUUACGGCUGCGCGAGUGGACAUUGUUCUGCGCCAAAGCGGGCUGCAAGACGUGUCCGAUCUUCUCUCCCUCAACUUUAUCUUUGACGCUGAGUUCAUGGCGAAACACCUGCCAGCAAAGAUAAAGAGGGCUUUAGGACGACCGCCAUUGCUAGCUCCACUAAAAGAUGCCUCAGCGAACUCGUUUUUGGAAACCAAGGGUCAUACAGAGUCUAUAACGCGGUCGAGCAGUGUGAUCGGGAGCGCGACAUUUUACCCUUAUAUAUUCACUUACAGAUAA